UUUGAUGAUGAUGUUGAAGUGAUCAAAGCUGUACACGUUACUAUCAUUUUCAAACCAGAGUUACAUCCAACGGCGGGUCCAUAGGCUAUUGCAUGCAUGUGAUCAUCUUAAUUGUUUUGUUGAGUUUAGUAGUAGUAGUGUCGGUGUGAUCAUUUUAGUUCUAUAUAAUAAACCCUUUACUCUUUUCUAUUCUAUUCAAGCUUUAACACACAGAAGCUCUUAAGCUUCUACUAGUACAUUACUUGGAGGCAUUCUUGAUUUGAUCAGCCUGAGGGGCCGGUUUCAGCGCGGUUUCCGAUGCGGAUUCGGUCCGUGUUUCGAGGCGCAUUUUUGUGCUUCUGUUUGUCAUUAGUGUUUUCUGCAAGUUUGUGCUAUGGUGAGGAGGAUCAUGGAGAGAGUAGAGUUGAGGUAGUUGGAUUUGGAGAAUGUGCUGAUUGUGAAGAAACCAACAUUAAGACUAGCCAGGCACUUUCAGGGCUUCGCAUAACAAUUGACUGCAAGCCAGAGAACGGUGAGUUCAAAACAAAAGCAGUUGGUGAGUUAGAUGAACAAGGAAAAUUCAAACUCAAUCUUCCAGACCAUCUUGUCAAACAAGGCAAAUUAAAAGAAGAAUGCUACGCUCAGCUUCACAGUGCAUCAGCCACCCCAUGCCCCGCCCAUAAUGGUCUCAAAUCCUCCAAAAUCGUAUUCAUUUCCAAAGCCAACGGCAAACACACGUUUGGUUUGGCCGGAAAACUUAGGUUUUCGCCGAUAACUUGCACCUCAGUGUAUCUAUGGCCUCAUUUUAAGUACCCACCGCUACCUAAAUGGAAACUUCCGCCUUUUAAAGGGUUCCAUCAUCAUCAUUUCUUGUUUCCUCCUAAGUUUUACCCUCCCAAGACACUUCCACCGCCGGUUCCGGUUUACAAGCCACCGCCAAAGGUGGUGUUGCCUCCACCUGUCCCGGAAUAUAAGCCGCCACCAAAAGUGGUCUUGCCUCCUCCAGUGCCGGAAUACAAGCCACCACCGAAAGUGGUCUUGCCUCCACCAGUACCGGAAUACAAGCCACCGCCUGUUCCUGUCAAGAAACCUUGUCCUCCUAAACCACCAGUUUACAAGCCACCGCCUGUUCCGGUCAAAAAACCGUGUCCUCCCCCGUAUAAGAAACCGCCAAUUUACAAGCCUCCUCCGGUCCCUGUCUACAAGCCAACACCAAAACCAUCUCCGGUGCCUGUAUACAAACCAACACCAAAACCACCGGUCUAUAAACCAUCUCCGGUGCCUGUAUACAAACCAACACCAAAACCACCGGUCUACAAACCACCUCCAGUUCCUAUAUACAAGCCAACACCAAAACCACCAGUCUAUAAACCAUCACCAGUUCCUGUCUACAAGCCAACACCAAAACCACCGGUCUACAAACCAUCUCCAGUUCCAGUCUACAAGCCAACACCAAAACCACCAGUUUAUAAACCAUCUCCAGUUCCUGUCUAUAAACCUAAACCACCAGUGGUUUACGAGCCACACCCACCAUUAUUCCCUAAGAAACCUUGCCCUCCUCUUCCUCCAUUCCCCAAGAUUCCACCGAAGUACUUUCACCACCCUAAGUUUGGAAAGAAAUGGCCACCAUUACCACCUCUAUCUCCAAUUCAUGAAUAAGUUCUACUGGUAUUUCUUACAAGUUGGUAGUAGAUGAGGGGUGAUCAAUAAUAUUUGCUCUUAAUUUAUUUUUAUUUAUAUAUGAACUUUUGGUGUGAAGUUGUCGAUUCCACAAUAAAGCCUUCAAAAGGGUAGAGGAACUUACUAAGUGUGAAUUAUUUGUUAAAUUCAUACACAUAUUGUUGUUAAUUAGGUUAAAAGUAUGUGUGAGUUAAUAAAAUUUAUUGUAUUUCUUGUAAUUGUAAAUGUUACUUUUAUAUCCUACUGCAAUGUUCUAUUUUUCUUUUA
Mercurialis annua (annual mercury) is the source of this 1926-nucleotide messenger RNA. Its product is annotated as proline-rich protein 4-like. The coding region runs from base 298 to 1638 and encodes 446 amino acids. NCBI's taxonomy places the organism in Eukaryota, Viridiplantae, Streptophyta, Magnoliopsida, Malpighiales, Euphorbiaceae. The record is from RefSeq and is a predicted model, not a curated record. The transcript is spliced from 2 exons.